CUCGCCCACCCUGUGGCAGUGGCGCCCCGCCCGCCCGCGCGAUGACGCCACACACCAGUCCCGCGCAACAGCCUUCGCGGGGCUCCCGGGUCCUGUGGGAUGACGUCCCACGCUGGCCACGUCCACCCAACGUUAGGCCGCGCCCAGGCCCGGGGCCACACCCGACCGCCGCAGUAGAAGCCCCCGACCCCUCGCCGCCGCCGCACCGCCCGGCGUGCUGACGUCGCACGGCGCCGCGGGCUGAAGCGCGGGCGGGCGGGCAGGGCGGCUGCGCUGUCCACUCAGAGGGGCGCUGGCGGGCAGGCUGAGGCGCGUCGGCCCGGAGCCAACCGGAUCGCUGCGCGGCGGGGCGAUGAGCGGCGCCCGGGCCCCGGGCCCCGAGGCCGGCGCCGCCGGGGCCGAACCCCCCGGCGCGGCGCUGAGCGUGGACGUGGCGGGGCUGCUGGUGCAGCUGGCGCGCAGCUUCGCGCUGCUGCUGCCGGUGUACGCGCUGGGCUACCUGGGCCUCAGCUUCAGCUGGGUGCUGCUGGCGCUCGGGCUGCUCGUGUGGUGCCGCAGGAGCCGCGGCCUCAAGGCCACCCGUCUGUGCCGCGCGCUGGCGCUGCUGGAGGACGAGGAGCGCGCCGUGCGCCUGGGGGUGCGCGCCUGCGACCUGCCGGCCUGGGUUCAUUUUCCAGACACUGAAAGAGCAGAAUGGCUAAAUAAGACUGUAAAACACAUGUGGCCUUUCAUUUGCCAAUUUAUAGAGAAGUUAUUUCGAGAAACCAUAGAGCCGGCUGUGCGGGGAGCACACACCCACCUCAGCACCUUCAGCUUCACGAGGGUUGACGUGGGGCAGCAGCCCCUCAGGAUCAAUGGUGUUAAGGUGUAUACUGAAAAUGUGGACAAAAGGCAAAUUAUUUUGGACCUUCAGAUUAGUUUUGUAGGAAAUUGUGAGAUUGAUUUGGAGAUCAAGCGAUAUUUUUGUAGAGCUGGUGUGCAAAGUAUACAGAUUCAUGGUACAAUGCGGGUGAUCCUGGAACCACUGAUUGGAGACAUGCCCUUAGUGGGAGCUUUGUCUAUCUUCUUCCUUAGGAAGCCACUUUUAGAAAUUAAUUGGACAGGACUGACUAAUCUUCUCGAUAUCCCCGGAUUGAAUGGUUUGUCAGAUACUAUCAUUUUGGACAUAAUAUCAAACUACCUGGUGCUUCCCAACCGAAUCACAGUUCCUCUCGUCAGCGAAGUUCAAAUAGCACAGUUGCGGUUUCCUAUACCAAAGGGUGUCCUGAGGAUACACUUUAUUGAAGCUCAGGAUCUUCAGGGAAAAGACACUUACCUUAAGGGACUUGUCAAGGGGAAGUCAGACCCCUAUGGAGUGAUUCGAGUUGGCAACCAAAUCUUCCAAAGCAAGGUCAUCAAGGAGAACCUCAGUCCAAAGUGGAACGAGGUGUACGAGGCUCUGGUCUAUGAACAUCCCGGACAAGAAUUAGAGAUCGAGCUCUUUGACGAAGACCCAGACAAGGACGACUUCCUUGGAAGUCUUAUGAUUGAUCUUAUUGAAGUUGAAAAGGAGCGCCUUUUAGAUGAAUGGUUCACCCUGGACGAGGUCCUCAGAGGAAAGCUGCACUUGAAACUGGAGUGGCUCACGCUCAUGCCAGACGCUUCAAACCUUGAGAAGGUGCUGACAGACAUCAGAGCUGACAAAGAUCAAGCCAAUGACGGGCUGUCCUCCUCGCUGCUCGUCUUGUACUUGGACUCAGCCAGGAACCUCCCGAGUAACCCAUUAGAAUUUAACCCUGAUGUCUUGAAGAAGGCUGCAAUUCAGAAAGCUUUAAAGUCAGGGAAGAAAAUAAACAGCAACCCAAAUCCUCUUGUCCAAAUGUCAGUUGGUCACAAGGCCCAGGAGAGCAAGAUUCGGUACAAAACCAAUGAACCUGUGUGGGAGGAAAACUUCACUUUCUUCGUUCACAAUCCCAAGCGCCAGGAGCUCGAGGUGGAGGUGAAAGAUGAGCAGCACCAGUGUUGCCUGGGGAACCUGAGGAUCCCUCUCAGCCAGCUGCUCGCCUGCGAGGACAUGACCCUGAACCAGCGGUUCCAGCUCAGUAACUCAGGCCCCAACAGCUCGCUGAAGAUGAAGCUCGCCCUCAGGGUACUCCACCUUGAAAAGCAAGAAAGGUCUCCAGACCACCAGCACUCAGCUCAAGUAAAGCGACCCUCUGUUUCCAAGGAAGGGAGAAAAAUAUCUGUCAGAUCUCAGAUGUCUGCAUCGCCAGGCACUGGUGACAGCAGCACAGCCCCAUCCACGCCGGUCAUGGGGGGCUGCGAUAAUAAGCCAGGUGUGGAAGAGAGAGCCCAGCCCGCAGAGGCCAGCCCGCAGGGUCCGCGGGACCUGGGCAGAAGCUCCUCCAGCCUCCAGGCCGGCAGCACCGGCUCCCCCAGCCACGUCUCCGUCAAGGAGCCCACCCCAAGCAUCGCCUCAGACAUCUCGCUGCCCGUCGCCACACAGGAGCUGCGACAGAGGCUGCGGCAGCUUGAGAACGGGACGACCCUGGGACAGUCCCCGCUGGGGCAGAUCCAGCUGACCGUCCGGCACAGCUCGCAGAGGAACAAGCUGGUGGUGGUCGUGCACUCCUGCAGAAAUCUCAUUGCCUUCUCUGAAGACGGCUCUGAUCCCUACGUCCGCCUGUAUUUGUUACCAGACAAGAGGAGGUCAGGAAGGAGAAAAACACACGUGUCAAAGAAAACGCUGAACCCCGUGUUUGAUCAGAGCUUUGAUUUCAGUGUCUCGUUGCCGGACUUGCAGAGGAGAACCUUGGAUGUGGCCGUGAAGAACAGCGGUGGCUUCCUGUCCAAAGACAAAGGACUUCUCGGCAAAGUCCUGGUCGGUCUGGCAUCUGAAGAACUCGCCAAAGGCUGGACCCAGUGGUACGACCUCACGGAGGAUGGGACGAGGCCCCACGUGGUGACGUAGGCUGCGCUGGCCGAGGAGCCCCCGCUGUAUCCGCCAGCCCCGUGCCAACACGCAGCCUACACAGACGCACCCAUGCUCUUUUUAUAAUUUCAUGUACUUGGUUACUUGUCCCUUAGUGGUUACUUGUCCCUUAGUGGUUUUAUAAAACAUUGACGUUUUAGGCGUAUUUGGCCAUUAUUAGCAUUAAGCUUUGUAUGUUUCAUUUCCUCUAGUAUUUGACCAGCGUUUUCGGCGUGCACAGGAUAGUGGCCAACCGUUGUGUGCAUAAAGCUGUAUGUCAGUUGUCUCUCCUAGGAAGCCGAUAUAUGGUUGUGCUUUUUUAUUGCUUUGUUUUGUAUAUCACUGAGGUGCACUAUGCUGUGUAAAUAGACUAUUUUUUAUAAUCUCUACAUGCUGGUUUGAAUUCAGAAGAAAAUGGAUCAAGGAAAUAUAUAUAUUUUUUUCUUCUAAAACUUAUUAAAUUCUUAUGACAAAUAACCGUUUUUGUCUCUGCAGGAAAAAGCUCUCAGUGACCUAUUUUUUGGUGUUUCUUUUUAAAAAGAAAAGCUGAAAGAUUAGUAAAUAUUAGUAUAUUUGUGCCCAUUAUGAAUGAUGAAAGAAUGUAUUCAAAGUAUUUACACUUUCAUAAAUAUAAAGAUGUAUUAUUGAGAAGUCAGUUGAAGUGCUUAUCAGGAAAAAUGUCACAUAACUGAGUUAUAUAAAAUAUUAAGAGAGUUGUCAUGGUUCAUAAAUCAUAGUGCACUAAUCUGAAAUUUCUUACAUAAAAUGGAAUGUCUUAAGUUUA
Delphinapterus leucas (beluga whale) is the source of this 3734-nucleotide messenger RNA. RefSeq names its product extended synaptotagmin 2 (gene ESYT2). Gene Ontology annotation, biological process: lipid transport. Gene Ontology annotation, molecular function: calcium-dependent phospholipid binding; phosphatidylcholine binding; calcium ion binding. Lineage: Eukaryota; Metazoa; Chordata; Mammalia; Artiodactyla; Monodontidae. Gene Ontology annotation, cellular component: endoplasmic reticulum membrane. The record is from RefSeq and is a predicted model, not a curated record.